ACUUUUAAACAUAUAAGGUGCAGGAUAGAAGAAUACAAUUUUGUCCAGAAUAGAAAAAAGCAAUUUUGUGGAUGCUAUUUGUGCAACGAUUUUCCACAACGACUUGCAAAGUCUUCCAUAGGCAAUUAGCUCCCGUCCAUCUAUACAACUAUUACAUCAUGUCCUUUGUUCAUCAUAGCAACUCAUAUUUCGUCUCAUUUUUCUUAAAAGUUGAGGUUGAAUCAUGGGAAAUCAGUGGGUUUGGGGGCUAAUUCAUCUCGUUUUCUUAAGCAUGUGUUUGGGUGCAACCAAACAUACUCGUCUGGUUGCUCAAAAUUCGACAAGAAGCUGCCAUGAAGGAGAGAGAUUAGCACUACUUGAGUUCAAACACAGCGUCAAAGAUGACUUCGAAGUGCUCUCAUCAUGGGUUGGCAGUGAUUGUUGCUCAUGGAAAGGAGUCCGAUGUGACGGCGCCACCGGAAGAGUUGCUGGUCUUCAUCUCAGAGGAAUUGAUUAUGCCGGGUCUGUGUACUAUAAAGACGUUUACUACUUAGAGGGUGAUAAGGUAAACUCAUAUUUGGCUGAGUUAAGACAUCUGCAACAUCUGGAUUUGAGCGGAAAUAGAUUCAUAGGAAGUCGGAUUCCUAAAUUCAUUGGAUCCUUCAAGCAGCUAAGAUACCUCAAUCUCUCAAAUGCAGGUUUUAGUGGUAUUAUUCCCCAUCACAUUGGAAAUCUCACCAAUUUGAAGGUUCUUGAUCUUGGUUCAUUUGAAUUUUCAUUAUAUUAUAGUUCAAAUGAUGAGCCUUGGCUAAUCACCUCAAAUGAUAUGGCAUGGGUUUCUGGCCUUUCCUCACUUGAGCAUCUUGACUUGAGCUACGUAAAUCUUUCUCAAGCAAACAAUGUUGAUAUGGUAUUUUACAUGAUUCCUUCAUUAACAUAUUUAAGUUUGAGUGCCUGUGAACUUACUUAUGCUGAUCUUGGACUUCAUCUUAAUUCAAGUAAAAUACUUCCCAACAUUGAACAUCUUGAUCUUAGCUUCAACAGUUUUAAAGGUCAACUUCCACACAUUUUUCAAAACAUGACAUCCUUAACGUUCCUUGAUCUUUCAAGAUAUAAUCUUAGUCUGGCAUGGAACUCUGUAAACAUGCUAAACGUGAUCCCUUCUUUAUCAGAAUUGCAUUUGUCAAGGUGUGGUAUUCACAACGCCCCCUUUUCACCCACUUAUUUGAAUUCCAGUGCCCAUUCUAACAUACGAUAUCUUGAUCUUAGCCAUAAUUCAAUUGGUGGUAGAUUUCCAUCUGAAUUAGUGAACAUCACUUCUCUAAAAGUCCUUGACCUUUCAUCAAACAGUUUGAACUCAUCAAUUCCUGUCAUGCCUAACCUUCUAACGCUUGAUGUUUCUGGAAAUAAGUUUGAGCACAUCGAGCUUGUUGGGAUUUGGAGACAAUGUCAUCUGAAGGAAUUGAGCUUAUCCUUUAAUCCCUUUGGAGGAGAAAUGAUAGGCCCAUCAUCAAACACGUCUGAAUGUUCCCACUAUGCUUUAGAGGUGUUGGAAUCAAUCGGAGAUGGAUUCAACGGUUCGAUUCCAGAAUCUGUUGGAAAACUAAACAAUUUAAGAGUCUUAAGUCUCUACUUUAACAGUUUUACAGGUUCAAUCCCUAAAGCUUUGGAGAGAUUAAGCUUUUUAGAAGUAUUAGAUCUGUCUUUUAACAAAUUAACCGGUCCCGUUCCGACAUUCCUUGGAAACCUUACCAAACUUUACCUUAAUUUUAAUCAAUUUAGCGGUUCUAUCCCGGAAUCAUUGGGAAGAUUAGCAGGCUUAACUUAUUUAAGUCUGCAAUCAAACCUGUUAACAGGUCCAAUCCCAGUUUCACUUUGGCAACUCACCAAACUCAUUGAAUUAGAUGUCUCUGAAAAUUCUUUAGAAGGAGAGGUUUUGGAAGCCCAUCUUGCUAACCUCUCAAUGUUGAAGAGCUUGGAUGUAUCUUCUAAUCAUAAGUUGAUUAUUAAUAUCUCACAUGAGUGGAUACCUCCAUUCCAACUAAAGAUUGUUCGACUUGGUCCUUGCAAGACUGUGAACGGAUUUCCACAAUGGUUGCGAAAUCAAAGGAACCUUGAGCAGUUAGUAUUGUCUAAUGCUAGCCUAUAUGGACUUCUACCACCAUGGUUGCGGAAUAUGCCCUUGCUUUCUGUAUUAGAUCUCUCUCACAACAAACUCAUUGGAUCUUUGAUAAACCUUCCACUUAGCGAAUAUAGCAGGUAUUUACUACUACAAGACAACCUUUUCAAUGGGUCAAUUCCAAGAUCAGUAUGUAGAAGAAGAAGGCUGGAAAUUCUCGAUGUUUCCGGCAAUCAGUUAUCUGGAAAUAUUCCUGAUUGUGUAGAAAGCCUACAAAAUAUGGCAAUGCUUAUACUUAGUUCAAAUGGGCUGUCUGGAGUCCUUCCAAGUUCUUUAGGAAAUAUCUAUUCAUCGUUAAAAUGGUUGAAACUGAAUGAGAAUAACUUCAAUGGCCAGCUUCCACAAGAUUUGGGAAAGUUGAGAUACUUAGAAGUUAUGGAUUUGGGCAAUAACGAAUUCUCCGGAAUCAUACCAAAAUGGAUUGGAAAAAAACUUUCAGCAUUGAAGAUUCUCAGGUUGCAUAAAAACAACUUCACAGGAGGUAUUCCUCAUUCUUUGUGUCAAUGUUCAUAUCUUCAUAUUUUAGAUAUCGCGCACAACAACCUAAUAGGAUCCAUCCCUCAUUGUUUUGGAGAGAUGAGCGGGAUGAUUGAGGCAAGAGAUGAAGAUUAUGGACAAUACUAUGAGAGCAUUGAUGUGAUAGAUGUGAUUCAGGUCAUGAAAGGAAUCGAGCUUGAAUAUACAAAAACAAUGUGUUUAGUUGUUAACAUGGACCUUUCAAGCAAUAAACUUACAGGAGAAAUCCCUCCAGAGUUAACUGCACUCGCUAUCUUGAUGGGUCUCAAUUUGUCUCACAAUCAUCUGAGUGGGAGUAUUCCAGAUAGAUAGCAUUGGAAACAUGAAGGCGUUAACUUCUCUCGAUUUCUCAAACAACCAAUUAAACGGGACAAUCCCUCCGAGCAUGGCAGCUUUGAACUUUUUGAGCUCAAUGAAUCUGUCACACAACAAACUGUCAGGAAGAAUUCCAACCGGAAAUCAAUUGCAAACACUUACCGACCCAUCAAUAUAUGCUGGUAACAGGGAUCUCUGUGAUGCACCUCUGCCAAAUAAUUGUUCCAAUCCUGAAAACCCACCGGCCACAACAAGCAAGAACAAAUACAAAAAGGCUAAUGAGCUAAGGAAGGUAUGGUUUUACUUGGACAUAACAUGUGGAUUUGCAACAGGUUUUUGGGGUAUUAUUGGAGUCUUGGCAUUCAAGAAGCAAUGGAGAAGGAAGCUUUUUAUGAUUGCAGAGGUAACCAUGGAUAAGGCAUAUGUGGCAGUCGCAGUGAGGAUUUCCAAGAUUAAAAGGGGCACUGAAGCCUAAUAGAUUCUUAUAGUUGACAAUAUUUGUAACAUUGUUGUUUUGAUUUAAAAUACUCUGUUGUGUAAUAUAAUUAUACCAUGGGUAUGUUUAAUACAAAUAAAAAUAUUACAAUACACGAGAUAGAAUACAGGUGACAGAUUACAGAAGAAGUGGACUGAAGAUUAGACAUGCCAAUGGGUAGAAAAUCAUGUGAUGGCAGCAGGUUCGCUCUAUGUUCAAAUGGCAUUCUCUAUUUGAGUCCA
This is a messenger RNA of Helianthus annuus (common sunflower), 3706 nucleotides long. RefSeq names its product LRR receptor-like serine/threonine-protein kinase FLS2. Gene Ontology annotation, molecular function: protein binding. The record is from RefSeq and is a predicted model, not a curated record. The transcript has a single exon. The coding region runs from base 224 to 2986 and encodes 920 amino acids. NCBI's taxonomy places the organism in Eukaryota, Viridiplantae, Streptophyta, Magnoliopsida, Asterales, Asteraceae.